Molecule: messenger RNA, 1208 nt
Organism: Cucurbita moschata (crookneck pumpkin)
Lineage: Eukaryota; Viridiplantae; Streptophyta; Magnoliopsida; Cucurbitales; Cucurbitaceae
Exons: 2
Coding region: 40-1077 (345 amino acids)
Source: RefSeq, a predicted model, not a curated record
UUAAUCUGCACCACAUAAUUGCCUUUGCUUAUUGUUUAUAUGUUCUUCUUCUACUCUCCAUUUGUAUUUCAACCUCUCUUUUUCAUAGAAUCCAUGACACCAAGAUCACCAUUGAGACAACUUCUGCAAGAACAACAAGAACCUUUCGAGUUGGAGGAUUACCUUUUUGAGAGAGAGUGGUACUCAAGGAAGAGCUCGAAUCGGGGAAGUGGCUUCGGCUGCAGCGGUGGAAAAUUAAACGGUGUUAUGAAGUUUGGAAAGGGAUUUGUUGAGAUUAAUAAGAUGCUGAGGAAUUCGUGUAAGAAGCUUCUCUCCAUUCAUAGGAAGCAGCAGCAAACUAAGGAUGUGGGGGAAAAUGGUUGGUUUUUUAGUGUCGGCUGCAAGAGAGUGGCAGAAUCAGACAACUUUUUGUCUCCCUGCAGCUUCCAAAAGACGCUCAGCUCAGAUAAUGAACAAACAUCUCCUUAUCCUGCUAAUUCAUCAAGUUCAGACACUUCCGGAGCUCUAGAACCCAGCAACUUACAAGUACUGAAGGACAUGAAAACAGGGAAGAAGAGUCUAAUUCGAGCGAGACCAAACGAUGGCAUUCCUCUACAGAAGCAAGUUUCAGAAGACUCAAUUCUGUCAGCCACGCUCUGGCAGUUGCUUCUUUGCUCCGCAGCAACGGAGAAAACGAGUGGCACAGAGACUGCAGAGCUGCAAGAACUUGUAACGUCCAGCCCAGCAGCUCAGCUCAUGAUACCCAAAAGGGUAAUACAUCAAACAAAGCAGCUUCUUUUUGACUGUGUGAGGGAAGUGGUGGCGACCCAUUCUAAGAAGGGCAGUCGGAAAGCCCGGAGGCUCAUCUGUGCGAAGGAAGCCAAAGGAAAAGAAGCAAACUUAUCAAAUUUAGUCUGCUCAGAUUACUUAUUCUCAGCAGCAGAAUGGAGGGAUUUCAAGCCGCAAAAGCAGCUUAUAGGGACAGAGAUUGGAGAAUUCAUUGUCCAAGAGAUCAUUAAUGAAGCUGUUACUGAACUAAUUGAUAAUCUAUGGCCAUCAACCCUCUGGCUUCAACUAUACCAAGAUUCCAACACAUAGAUUUGCCAGAUUCAACAGGCCAAAAAAGGCAUUCUCGAUCGAACUCUAGACGAUAACUAGUUGUCGUGUAAGACAACAUUUAUUAUCAACCAAAAUAAUGAUUUAUUGAUUAUGAAGCAGUUAAGAUCUAC